Molecule: messenger RNA, 207 nt
Organism: Acanthocheilonema viteae
Lineage: Eukaryota; Metazoa; Nematoda; Chromadorea; Rhabditida; Onchocercidae
Source: the annotation of a GenBank genome assembly
GUCACAGUCGAACAAAAGAAACUCAAGCGACAGAAUCGGAGUAGUUUAAAAAAGAUCCAUGACAAUAAAGAGCAUGAUUCAUCCCCUGUGGAAAACAUAGAAAGUGACUCAGUUCCUCCACCAUCGAAAUCAUCAAAAAUUCCAACAGAAACUGUUUUACAAAAUUUAAGUUCACUCACUGCGGAAUUUAAUGCUGUUGUGGAUUGA